AACCAGUAUUGAAAGAAGCAAAUGGUUUUGCCUCUCCAAGUAGGCAACUAUGGCUCCCAAAGAAAGAGAGACAUCAUACUCACUCCAUGACUAUAAAUACUCCUCAAAUCAAUAACUUAUCCAUUCAAUUUGUGUCUGUGAACAAAAAGGCAAAAAAAGAAGAUGGGUUUAAUCAAAGAGAAAGAGAUGGAGAUGCCAGUCAUUGAUUUUAGUGAACUGGAUGGAGAAAACAGAACCAACACUAUGUCACUUCUUGAUCAUGCAUGUGAUAAGUGGGGCUUCUUCAUGGUUGAUAAUCAUGGAAUUGAUAAAGAAUUGAUGGAGAAAGUAAAAAAGCUGAUUAACUCUCAUUAUGAGGAGCAUUUGAAAGAGAAGUUUUACCAGUCAGAGAUGGUCAAGGCUUUGAGUGAAGGCAAAACCUCAGAUGCUGAUUGGGAAAGCACUUUCUUCGUUUGGCAUAAGCCGACUUCAAACAUAUCCAAAGUCCCAAACAUUUCAGAUGAACUCAUCAAGACAAUGGAUGAAUAUGUUUCUCAAUUGCACAAGUUUGCAGAAAGGCUCUCUAAACUCAUGUGUGAAAAUCUUGGUCUCCCUCAAGAACACAUAAUGAAUGCGUUCUCCGGUCUAGAAGGUCCAGUUUUUGGGACAAAAGUGGCUAAAUACCCAGAAUGUCCUCGUCCAGAGCUCAUUAGAGGGCUGAGAGAACAUACUGAUGCUGGAGGAAUCAUAUUGCUCUUGCAGGAUGAUCAAGUGCCUGGUCUUGAGUUCUUAAAAGAUGGGAAGUGGAUUCAUAUCCCACCAUCUGAGAACAAUACCAUUUUUGUCAAUACUGGUGAUCAACUCGAGAUAUUGAGUAAUGGAAGGUACAAGAGUGUUGUACACCGUGUAAUGUCGAUGAAGCAGGGAAGUAGACUGUCGAUAGCUACAUUUUACAAUCCAGCUGGUGAUGCUAUAAUAUCUCCAGCUAAAGAGCUAUUGUACCCAAGUGGCUACCGGUUCCAAGACUACCUUAAGCUUUAUUCAACCACUAAGUUUGGAGACAAAGGCUCUAGAUUCCAUACCAUGAAGAAAAUGGAGAAUGGGGAUUCCGUCUAGGAUGCAUCUGAACGUAACGCUUCUGUAUUUCACAUAAAAUUCUAUUUUUAUCAAAACUUUGUCUUCUUCUUGUGUAUCUUUCAUAAAGGAAUAACAAUUAUGUAAGGAUCAUGCUGAUUCGACUAUUAUGCUUUAUUAAACUUUGAAGGUUCUUUUGUACUUUUAAGGAUGUCUUUUUGUAAAAUAUUUUGAAGGAUGUUCUUAAGAUA
Messenger RNA from Raphanus sativus (radish), 1304 nucleotides. Its product is annotated as 1-aminocyclopropane-1-carboxylate oxidase 1. NCBI's taxonomy places the organism in Eukaryota, Viridiplantae, Streptophyta, Magnoliopsida, Brassicales, Brassicaceae. The record is from RefSeq and is a predicted model, not a curated record. The transcript has 3 exons. The coding region runs from base 163 to 1095 and encodes 310 amino acids.